AUGGGACAACUUCAUACUCUUGCCUUAUUUUUCUUUUUCAUAUACAUAUUUGCUUUAGGAGUCACACCAUCACCAACACCAAAUGCAAAUACACUUUGUAUUAGUGAAUGUGGCACUUGCCCUGUGAUAUGUUCCCCUCCACCAUCCCCGGUAGAGUCAAAACCCCAACCCGUGGAGACUAAGCCACCACGUGAGGGGACAAUAAUGCCACCACCAGAGGGGAAGACAAAACCACCACCGUCCCAAACACCUGUUGACUCAUCAGAGCCACCACCGUAUCUAACUCCUAUAUAUCACCCGAUACCACCAGAAUCUAUCUCACAACCACCACCUACACCACCACCCCGACAACGGCCAGCUAAGUCAUGUCCACCACCAUCUUACAUUACAACGGGCACCAAUGCACCACCUCCUCCACCCAAAUUGGUGGUUGUCCCUUCAACUCAGCUUCCGCCCAGUGAUCAAGGCAUUGGACAAAAGAAUUACUCAUACCCUUAUUACUAUUUCUAUGCUUCAAAGGGUGUAACUUUUUCUUUCGAGUAUACUAGUUCUCUUAUGCUUUUCGUAUCUAUUUAUUUCAUUUUUCUCUUUAUAGGGUAA
This is a messenger RNA of Erigeron canadensis, 600 nucleotides long. Its product is annotated as protein TRACHEARY ELEMENT DIFFERENTIATION-RELATED 7A-like. The record is from RefSeq and is a predicted model, not a curated record. Bases 1 to 600 code for a protein of 199 amino acids. The transcript has a single exon. Lineage: Eukaryota; Viridiplantae; Streptophyta; Magnoliopsida; Asterales; Asteraceae.